This is a messenger RNA of Vanrija pseudolonga, 856 nucleotides long. Its product is annotated as 3-beta-hydroxycholanate 3-dehydrogenase (NADP(+)). The transcript is spliced from 3 exons. Bases 25 to 804 code for a protein of 259 amino acids. Lineage: Eukaryota; Fungi; Basidiomycota; Tremellomycetes; Trichosporonales; Trichosporonaceae. The record is from RefSeq and is a predicted model, not a curated record. Gene Ontology annotation, molecular function: oxidoreductase activity.
CAUCAUAUCCCCCACACCAUCGCCAUGGCCGCCUCCCGCGUAAUCCUCAUCACGGGCGCAUCAGCCGGCAUCGGCCGCGCGUGCGCCGUCGGCCUGUCCAAGGCCUUUCCCUCGGCAGAGCACCCCGAGCCCCUCGUCCUCGCCCUCAUGGGCCGCCGCGAGGAGGAGCUCAAGGCCACCGCGGAGCAAUGCCGCGAGGGCACCAAGAUCGAGGUGCUCAGCGGCGACGUGAGCUCCGAGGACGACGUCAAGCGCGUGUUUGGCGUCAUCAAGGAGAAGUAUGGGCGCCUGGACCUGCUCUUCAACAACGCCGGCGUCAACCUCCUCAAGGGCUCCGCCCUCGAAGACUCGGACAUGGACAAGUUCCGCAAGACGCUAGACGUCAACGUGAUGGGCGCGGUGCUCUGCACUGCCGCUGCUGUCCGCCUGAUGAAGGAGCAGAGCCCUCAAGGCGGGCGCAUCGUGAACAACGGGUCCAUCUCGGCGUCCUCCCCGCGCCCCGACUCGACCUCGUACACCGUGUCCAAGCACGCCAUCCUCGGCCUCACGCGCUCGACGUCGCUCGACGGGCGCAAGUACCACAUCGCCGCGACACAGCUCGACAUCGGCAACGCGCUCACCGACCUCUCGCAGGGCAGCGGCAAGGGCACGCCCCAGGCCGACGGGAGCAUCAAGGUCGAGCCGCUCUUCGACGUCAACGAGGUCGCCCGCACGCUCGCGUACCUCGCUGCGCUGCCGCGUAAUGUCGAGGUCCUGCACCUGGAGAUUUUGGCGCUGGGCAUGCCUUACGUUGGGCGCGGAUGAGCGGGGAUGUAAAGGGAUUGAGGCGCCGUUGGGAUGCAUUCUUGGUUCAUCG